ACCAGUCGGGUAGAGGCAUUUCUUGAUUAGCGAAGCGGCAAAAAAAGUAGGUCGAGGUUUAACGAGAAUCCGCCCUCCGCCCUCAAUCCCGUCAGUCCGUCCGCGUAGAUGCACCCGAUCGAUUGAUAUCAUCGACCUUCGACGAACCUAGAUCGCAUCUUCCGAAUCCAAAGAACCUCUCCACUCAACCUACAAAUUCCUCAACAUAUCAAACGAUCGCGGAUAUCAUCAAUUGACCCUCGAAACGAUGCUGUCUUCCUCGAGAAGAGCAGCCACCUUGGCUUUGAGAGUCAAGCCGACAACCCGUACCCUCGUCCCUUUCCAAUCCGUCGCCGCCAUCUCGACCACCCCUAAGAAGGAUGCCACGUCGGUGACGCCUCACACCUCCACCGGUCUCGCGCACCGCGAGCGCAAAGAAGUACCGCUCCUCAGCGAAGUACCCAAGAAGGGCGUCAUGCAAUAUGCCUUGACAACCCUCGACCAAAUGGCCAACUGGGCGCGGCAGUCGUCGCUAUGGCCAAUGACAUUCGGGCUCGCCUGCUGCGCCGUCGAGAUGAUGCACCUAUCGACACCACGCUACGACCAAGACAGACUCGGGAUCAUCUUCCGCGCGUCGCCGCGGCAGUCGGACGUGAUGAUCGUAGCGGGCACGCUGACGAACAAGAUGGCGCCGGCGCUGCGGCAGGUGUACGACCAGAUGCCGGAGCCGCGGUGGGUGAUCAGCAUGGGCAGCUGCGCCAACGGCGGCGGCUACUACCACUACAGCUACAGCGUCGUCCGCGGCUGCGACCGCAUCGUCCCCGUCGACGUCUACGUCCCCGGAUGCCCGCCUACCAGUGAGGCUCUUAUGUACGGUAUCUUCCAGCUCCAGCGCAAGAUGAGGAACACGAGGAUCACGCGGAUGUGGUAUAGGAGGUAAGACGAUGGGGGUGGUGAGGAAAAAUGGUAAAGGGAAGGGGAAGGGGUCCGGGGAUAGAGAGGGACCGAUGUCCCCGGGCGACUCGGCGGUAGAUUACGCUUUCUCUCUUUUGUCGGGCAUAAUGAUGUACAUAAGAUACCGGGGUGCAUUUAAACAUACGAUUCACACAACGCGAGUCUUUGCUGCUUCGUAUAUCUUGCGAGUAACCGGGAUUUGUCCGGCUUGGUUUUGGUGAGGAAGCCAUCGGGCACUAUUAUGGGCCUUGAUGAGGCUGAUAUCUCGAUUGUUACUACAGGUGUAACAACUACCUAGCCAAACAACAGAUUAUUGUCUGUAAUUCGUUGAUAUUGUUCGUCGUACUCAAUAAUAUUAUAUAGCGGGAUAUUCAUCGUAGGGGCUGUCGGAAUAUAAUUGCCGGGGUAUACCCGGUCGAUGAUAUUGCUCAGCCAGCUAGACCUGCGAUCUACAACUUGAUUUCUGAAUUUCUGGAUUACAC
Molecule: messenger RNA, 1415 nt
Organism: Annulohypoxylon maeteangense
Lineage: Eukaryota; Fungi; Ascomycota; Sordariomycetes; Xylariales; Hypoxylaceae
Product: mitochondrial NADH-ubiquinone oxidoreductase 20 kd subunit
Exons: 3
Coding region: 248-919 (223 amino acids)
Biological process (GO): mitochondrial respiratory chain complex I assembly; aerobic respiration; electron transport coupled proton transport
Molecular function (GO): quinone binding; 4 iron, 4 sulfur cluster binding; NADH dehydrogenase (ubiquinone) activity
Source: RefSeq, a predicted model, not a curated record